Dicentrarchus labrax (European seabass) is the source of this 3082-nucleotide messenger RNA. It is a transcript of the gene tnpo2b, whose product is annotated as transportin-2. The transcript is spliced from 23 exons. Gene Ontology annotation, cellular component: nucleus; cytoplasm. Gene Ontology annotation, biological process: protein import into nucleus. Gene Ontology annotation, molecular function: small GTPase binding; nuclear import signal receptor activity. The record is from RefSeq and is a predicted model, not a curated record. NCBI's taxonomy places the organism in Eukaryota, Metazoa, Chordata, Actinopteri, Moronidae. The coding region runs from base 152 to 2914 and encodes 920 amino acids.
GCUAGCACAGCAACUGCACAUAUCCACUGAUACCAGAAGUUUGUAUUUCGGCUACAUAGAUCGCAGUCACAUUUUAUUUAAUGUUAGUAGUUAUAUCGUGGCUGCACUUUUGUCUGUAGAAAUAUAGAUCUACCGCAUCGGAGCGACCAGGAUGGAGUGGCAGCCAGAUGAGCAGGGUCUGCAGCAAGUGCUUCAGCUACUCAAAGACUCCCAGUCCCCAGAUACAGCAACACAGAGAGCUGUGCAAGAAAAACUGGAGCAACUUAACCAGUUUCCAGAUUUCAACAACUAUCUCAUCUUUGUCCUCACAAGCCUCAAAUCUGAAGACGAGCCCACUCGCUCUCUGAGCGGCUUGAUACUGAAGAAUAAUGUUAAGGCUCACUACCAGAACUUCCCUCCCAAUGUGGCUGACUUCAUCAAACGAGAAUGCCUCAACAACAUCGGAGACCCUUCGCCGCUUAUCAGAGCUACGAUCGGUAUCCUGAUUACGACCAUAGCCUCUAAAGGAGAGCUGCAGACCUGGCCAGAACUGUUGCCUCAGCUCUGUAAUCUGCUCAACUCGGAGGACUAUAACACCUGCGAGGGUUCUUUUGGAGCUUUGCAGAAGAUCUGCGAGGAUUCAUCAGAGUUGUUGGACAGCGAUGCUCUGAACAGACCUCUCAACAUCAUGAUCCCCAAAUUCCUACAGUUUUUCAAGCACUGCAGCCCCAAGAUCAGGUCCCAUGCUAUAGCGUGUGUGAACCAGUUCAUCAUUGGUCGAGCUCAAGCUCUAAUGGAUAACAUUGAUACCUUCAUUGAGAGUCUGUUUGCACUAGCUGGAGACGAGGACAGUGAAGUGCGGAAGAACGUGUGCAGGGCUCUGGUCAUGCUACUUGAAGUCCGCAUUGACCGCCUCAUCCCACACAUGCACAGCAUCAUUCAGUACAUGCUGCAGCGGACCCAGGACCCAGACGAGAACGUGGCUCUGGAGGCCUGUGAGUUCUGGCUCACUCUGGCUGAACAGCCCAUCUGUAAAGAGGCUCUGUCUGGCCACUUGGUCCAACUGAUUCCUAUCCUGGUGAAUGGGAUGAAAUACUCUGAGAUUGACAUCAUUCUUCUGAAGGGCGAUGUUGAAGAGGAUGAGGCGGUUCCAGACAGUGAGCAAGACAUCAAGCCUCGCUUCCACAAGUCCCGCACCGUCACUCUGCAGCACGAAGGAGGGGAGGGCGAGGAAGGAGAGGACAUCGAUGAAGAUGAGGACGACGAUGAUGAUACACUGUCUGACUGGAACCUACGGAAGUGUUCAGCUGCGGCGUUGGACGUUCUUGCCAAUGUGUUUCGCGAGGAGUUACUUCCCCAUCUCCUGCCCCUGCUCAAAGGCCUUCUUUUUCAUCCUGACUGGGUCAUUAAGGAGUCUGGCAUCCUAGUGCUGGGGGCUAUUGCUGAAGGCUGUAUGCAAGGCAUGGUUCCUUACUUGCCUGAGCUCAUCCCCCACCUCAUCCAGUGUUUGUGCGACAAGAAAGCCCUGGUCCGCUCCAUUGCCUGCUGGACCCUGAGCCGCUACGCCCACUGGGUGGUCAGCCAGCCCCCUGACGCUCACCUCAAACCCCUUAUGACUGAGCUGCUCAAACGCAUCCUGGAUGGCAAUAAGAGGGUACAGGAAGCAGCAUGCAGUGCAUUUGCCACCCUGGAGGAGGAGGCGUGUACAGAGCUGGUGCCUUACCUUAGCUUCAUCCUGGACACGCUGGUUUUUGCUUUUGGGAAGUACCAGCACAAGAACCUGCUCAUCCUCUAUGAUGCUAUAGGAACACUGGCGGACUCUGUGGGCCACCAUCUAAACCAGCCUGAGUACAUACAGAAGCUGAUGCCUCCGCUGAUAGCCAAGUGGAACGAGCUGAAGGAUGAAGACAAAGAUCUCUUCCCUCUGCUCGAGUGUCUGUCGUCUGUUGCCACAGCGCUGCAGAGUGGCUUCCUCCCCUACUGCGAGCCCGUCUACCAGCGCUGCGUCACCCUGGUCCAGAAGACACUGGCUCAGGCCAUGAUGUACAGUCAGCAGCCAGACCAGUAUGAAGCACCUGACAAGGACUUCAUGAUUGUGGCUCUGGAUCUUUUAAGCGGCUUGGCAGAGGGACUGGGGGGCCAUGUGGACACGCUUGUGGCCCGCAGUAACAUCAUGACUCUGCUUUUCCAGUGCAUGCAGGAUACGAUGCCUGAAGUAAGACAGAGUUCAUUUGCUCUACUGGGUGACUUGACCAAGGCCUGCUUUCCUCAUGUCAAACCGUGUAUUGCUGAAUUCAUGCCAAUCCUCGGGACAAAUCUGAACCCAGAGUUCAUCUCCGUGUGCAACAAUGCGACCUGGGCCAUAGGAGAGAUCUGUAUGCAGAUGGGUGAGUUGCAGCAAAUCUACUUACAUGUGAUGCCGUCAAGUUCUUGUGCUGUCAAGUAUGAGAUGUAUCUUACUUUAAUUUACCACCCAUCAGGCGUGGAGAUGCAGCCGUACAUCGCUAUGGUUCUGAACCAGCUGGUUGAGAUUAUUAAUCGACCCAACACCCCCAAGACCCUGCUGGAGAACACCGCAAUCACCAUCGGCCGACUGGGCUAUGUGUGCCCUCAGGAGGUCGCUGCCAUGCUGCCGCAGUUUAUCCGACCUUGGUGUACGUCACUGCGGAACAUCAGAGACAACGAGGAGAAAGACUCUGCCUUCCGUGGGAUUUGCAUGAUGAUUGGUGUGAACCCAGGAGGUGUAGUGCAGGACUUCAUCUUCUUCUGUGAUGCUGUGGCCUCCUGGGUGAAUCCUAAAGACGAUUUGAGAGACAUGUUCUACAAGAUCUUGCACGGUUUUAAGGAGCAGGUUGGGGAGGAGAACUGGCAGCAGUUCUCAGAGCAGUUCCCCCCACUGCUGAAGGAGAGACUGGCAGCUUGCUAUGGCGUUUAGAUCCUCUACAUCACCCAAGAGGUGAGCCAGCAGGAGGAGGGUGAAUGGGAAACUCAUCCAUCUGUGUAUUGCACUGCCCAGAUCUGGGGGGAGGGAGAGGGACGCUAUUGGCCGCUCCCCCUGACGGACGGCCCCCACGCCCUAUGUGUUUGUCCAUAGAGGGAGGGU